AUAACUUUCUGCCUGGUCAUUUCGUUCCAUUUCCUUUUUUGGCAGAAAAGUGAAUUUAUUGUUAAAUUAUUGCUAGGGCAAUAUAUUAUAUAUUAAAUCUCUUGAUUAUAAGUGAUACCAUGACGCAUUCGUCGUUUAAUCGAGUAUACAGCUCAUCCGUGUAAAUAGAUCCUGGAGACAAAUGUUCGUGCUUAUCAAUCCACAAACACCCGCAGUACAAAUAUAUGCAAAUAAGUGAAUACUUAUGCCUUUGAACGAGUCCAAAGAAAGUAAUAAAAUUUUCAGAAACAAAUCUAAACAAUGACAGCUGAUUCCAGUGCACGUAAUGUUUUCCGAAAGAAUGGCGUUGCCGGCUUGGGCAACAACGGUCAUGGUCGCAAUCUUAUUACGACCGCGAAUCCCUCCGGCGGAAGUAGCGCCUCCCUACUCCAGAAACAGUUGUCCUUCAAAACGCCCGUUGGUUCCAAACAAAUCGGCAAAUCCGAUGAAAUCGAAAUGAUUGACAGUGCAAACAUCGAAAAUUUUAACACACGAUAUAACAAGAACAGCAUUAUAGGAUGGAUAUGCUGUGCCCCCUGCAUUUGGCUGCGAACAUCAGCAGCGGUGCACAAAAUGGCCAUCACAUCAGCCACUUUACUGGUCACCACACUGCUGGUAGCAUCGCCCAUCUUGUUUUUGAUAAGCACGGCUCCCUCACCUCUGCCCAGAGAUUGUUAUAUGGAUGGAGAUCGGUGUUCGCCCGCCGUCUCAACACCUCCAGAAUGCUCGGAUGCCAUUUGCGAGGCAGUGGCCUCCAGCAUUCAGGCCAGACUCAAUUGGAACAAGGACCCAUGCACAGAGUUUAAAAAGUUUAGCUGUUGGCGCAACACGCGGAAUAAAAAUAUAACAAAUCUUAUUGAGAUGGGAAACUCCCAGAAAAGCGUCGAUUCACAAAUGCUGUAUCUUUUCCAGAACAAGAUUAUGAACGGCAGCUUUAAUAUAUUGCACAAUUUGUUCGAAAGCUGCUUGCAGCAGACAACUAACUCAACUAUUAUGCACAAGAUAUUCGACACCUUAGGAGGAUAUCUACCUGUUGGUUCAGUGGGACCGUCGAGCAUAGCACCUUUGAUAGCUAAGAUAUAUGAUCUCGGUCCAAGCCCAUUAGUAGACUUAUAUUAUGAUCUAAGCUAUGGAAGAAGACCGCACAUUCUUCUCAUUAUUAGUGGACCUAGUACAUCCUCAACUAUUCUCGAGCGUAAAAUACGUUGGAUGAGCCCCAAAGCACCGCCCAGUCGUAUUCGACAAGGGGUACCAAAACUGUUAGCCGAUUUAAUCGAAAAUUUUCUACCCUAUUUUGUGUCAUAUGCUCAAAGAGUUUCUGAGAAGGAUACUAUUUUUGAAUUCAUUAAGGACUUGAACAAGCUUCAAGUCGAGCACUCUCGCCGUGGAUUCUGGGAUAGUACUGUUUUAUAUAAUGUAUCUAGUCUACAAGACUUGUAUCCAGUUCUAAAUUGGACAUUGUUAAUCCCACAGAAUUGGAGCGGACCCAUCGUUGUCAGGAAUAGUGAUUAUCUUAAAGCCUUAGAAUAUUUUCUUACGAAGUACCCAACUAGAGUUGCACAUAAUUCACUGCUAUUACUGAGCGCUUUAGAAAUAUUGCCAAGGGAUUAUCCAAGCCCUGAGGUAUGCACCAGAUCUACAAUGUGGGCUCUACCCGAGCUGUCCUCAUCCUUAUACAUUGCUCAACACUCAUCGGAAGAUUUAAAGGACACCACAAAACGCGCGGAGAUAAUUUUUAAAUCGCUGAAAGCACACUUAAAGAGAGCACCUUCUUUGAAAGGAGCUGCCCUUGUUAAACUGUCGGCAUUGAAGAUCCAGUCGCAAACCUGGGAAGGAUUUUCAAACACAACGGACUUAUUAAAGACUCUUCAAUCCUUGGAUAUAACAGCAGAAUGCUGGUUUCAAAACAUUUUAGAGAUUUACAAGAAGAACAAACUGGUACCAAACGAUAUAAGCUUGAACGGAGGUUCGCAUGAUGCUUGGGCUUACCCUAUUGUGUCAACCAUAUUUUAUGAUACACUGAGCCAUUCAAUCGUUGUUCCAUUAUCUGUCAUACUCAUACCGUAUUUCAAUGCUGUAUUGCCUCCAUAUUUACAUUACGCAUCUGUUGGUGUUUCCAUUGCCAAAGAGAUUUUAAGAUCUAUCACAAAAUCGUUUGACGAAAAGGCUAUGCGUUGUGUACCACAUUCUGUAAAUAUAUUUUCGAACUAUAGUCGAAUGGAUAUUCUGAUACAUUCAGGAGGAAUGCAGAUCUCAUACCACUCAAUGCUUUCCCUAACCGGUCCUAUUAAAGGAAUGGCAAGACUACCUGGCCUGAAUUUAACGCCGACACAAAUCUUCUUUUUAGUUUCGGCUCAGGAACUCUGUGCUGAAUCGAACUACUUGGGUAUCGAUACAAAUGCUCCCGAGUUUGAUAACAUAUUGGGUUGGCUCGUUGCCCAAGGUGGGAGUGCGACUGAAGUUUUCAAAUGUCCAUCGGGAUCUAUGAUCAAUAUACAAAAAACCUGCAAUGUGCUUUAAAUAUUAUUUGAACGUCACCUUCGACUAUUUACUUUGUCUAAGAUCCAAACACAGUUUAAAAUAUUGUAGCUCUAGAGACUUACCUAUUAGUAUUGUUUUUUAUUUUAAAUGAAAAUGUAUAUUUUAAAUAAAUAUACUGUUAAUAAAUUGUUGGUUUAUAUUUAAA
Molecule: messenger RNA, 2725 nt
Organism: Drosophila subpulchrella
Lineage: Eukaryota; Metazoa; Arthropoda; Insecta; Diptera; Drosophilidae
Exons: 11
Coding region: 301-2559 (752 amino acids)
Biological process (GO): protein processing
Cellular component (GO): plasma membrane
Molecular function (GO): metalloendopeptidase activity
Source: RefSeq, a predicted model, not a curated record